Molecule: messenger RNA, 237 nt
Organism: Ostertagia ostertagi
Lineage: Eukaryota; Metazoa; Nematoda; Chromadorea; Rhabditida; Trichostrongylidae
Source: the annotation of a GenBank genome assembly
AUGUUGCGACCCGAUGAGGGCAAGUCCUGCGAUCGGACGGCAUCAGUUCGAUGGUUUUUUGACGAUCUCACACACUCGUGCCGUUCGUUUCUUUUCCGUGGUUGUGAUGGAAACCCGAACAAUUUCCCUGUGCGGCAAAUGUGCAUGGAAUAUUGCUCUAGACCAGAUGUUCCAUCCGCGUGCGCAAGGCGAGAGUGUUUGGCUCACACGAGGCGCACAUCGGGAAACAGCAGCUGA